Messenger RNA from Amyelois transitella, 3106 nucleotides. RefSeq lists its product as uncharacterized. The record is from RefSeq and is a predicted model, not a curated record. Gene Ontology annotation, molecular function: RNA polymerase II general transcription initiation factor activity; DNA binding. The transcript has 5 exons. The coding region runs from base 209 to 1069 and encodes 286 amino acids. NCBI's taxonomy places the organism in Eukaryota, Metazoa, Arthropoda, Insecta, Lepidoptera, Pyralidae. Gene Ontology annotation, biological process: DNA-templated transcription initiation.
GUCAAGCUGGUCAAGCUGCUAGUGGCGGCGGAUUGUUUGGUCUUAUUUUCCUUCGUUUUGCCUUCGUUCGUCUUUCAUUCGAAUUGAGAAAUUUAUGAACUGUGGUCAAAUAAAUGUAUAGAAUGUGCUAACAAUAAAACACAAAAGUAUGAUUUAACUUAGGAAAUCCGUCUACAAAUUUGCAUCUGUUUCAAUAAAUAUAUACAAUAUGGGAUCACACGAAGUGCAAAUUAGUGAUAAAACAGUGCCUGAAUAUAAUUCUGAAGCCAAUUCCAGCAAUAGUGCAACGAAUAGUGUGCGAACUCCUCAACCACAGCAGGUCUUUGAAACAAACGUUUUAUCUACACCGACACAUAUUGCCACAAGCAUUCUAGCGACACCUACACAAAUCGCCGCUCCCUCUAAUUCUCGGAUUUGUGGAGAUGUGGUUCUCACUCCUUCAAACAGUUCCGUUUACACCCCAGUGGGGGUCAAUCCUCACAAUGCUAUGACAGCAUUGACUCCCAUGAUUGGGGGAACAAAACCUACAGAAAACAACAUUAAGUUACAGAAUUGUGUUUCAACAGUGAACUUGGGCUGUGAGUUGAAGCUGCUGGAUAUAUACUGCCGGACACGAUUCUCUGAGUACAACCCGGCCAGGUUCGGAGGAGUUGUGAUGAAGAUACUGGAGCCCAGAGCGACGGCACUUGUCUUUCGAUCGGGGAAGAUAGUCUGCACGGGAACGAGAAACGAGCAUGACUCUUAUGUUGCAGCGAGAAAGUUUGCGAGAAUCAUACAAAAGCUGGGAUUUCCUGCAAAAUUCAUGGACUUCAAGAUCCAGAACUUCAUAGCGACCGCUGACCUCAGGUUCCCCAUUCGGCUGGAGGCCCUCCAGCAGGCCCACGGCCAGUUCAGCUCGUACGAGCCGGAGCUGUUCCCGGGGCUGGUGUACAGGAUGGUCAGGCCGAGGGUGGUGCUUCUCAUAUUUGUUAACGGGAAGAUUGUUUUUACAGGAGGGAAAUCAAGGAACGAUUUACACGAGGCGUUGGAUAUAAUAUACCCAAUAUUGAGGAGUUAUCGAAAGAGUUAAUUUUGGAAUUCUACUUUCUAUGUUUAAACUAUUUUGGUCUAUUUAAUGCGAAUUUUGACUGGUCAAGAUUUUAGGAAUAUCCAAGCUCCAUUGAAAUAUUUCGCUCCAAAAGGCUAAAAGUGAUUUUAGGAAGGAUUUAGUCAAAGGCACUAACUAGUUAGAAUCUUGAUUUUUGAAUAAAUAGGUAAUUUGUUUUAUCAUUAUCAAUAGUUCGAAGAAAAUAUGCAGUUUAAAAAUCAUACUUUUUUUUUAUUUGUGAUUAUUUUGUGAACACAUAAUGACACUCCAUGUUUGACGUUAAUUUAUAUAGAAAAUGAUGAUUUCAUGUUUCGCUAUAGUGUAGGUAUGUUAAGAAAAGGUUAUGGGUAUCCUAGACUGAAUCUACUUGCGACAUUGUUGUACAGAUUAUUUUGUAUGUAUACAUAAAUAUCUUUUAAAUAUCUAAAUAUCUACGGGACAAAUUACUCAGAUUGAGUUAGCCUCGAAGUAAGUUCGAGACUUGUGUUACGAGAUACUAACUCAACGAUACUAUAUUUUAUAAUAAAUACUUAUAUAGAUAAACAUCCGAGACCCAGGCCAAUCAGAAAAAGUUCUUUUCUCAUCAUGUCUUGGCCGGAAUUCGUAUCCCGGGACCUCCGGUGUCAUAGGCAAGCGUACUACCGCUGCGCCACAGAGGCCGUAUUGCAGGUAUAUUGAAUCAAUUUUAUCGCCGAACACAUUCUGUCGGAGUUUGACUCGACCGUAUUCAAUCCGGCUAAUCGUUGACCCGCCGCAAUACAAAACGGCCCUGUUGGGUUGAGGGCUAGUUGUUAAUUACAUCUUUAUCAUAAUACCGCAAUUUAUAGAAUCCUACUGCGACAAAUACAAUCGACCCUUAGCGAAUCAAAAUUCUCGAAAGAAAAACUGCGUAAGAUAGCGUUUUUUUAAAUUUUACCUUACUCUUGUAAUUUUCUUUAUAGUAUCGAAUUUAUGUUUCUAUAACGUAGGUACUUAUCUGAAAUGAUCGAAUUCAUACAAUACAUAUUUACAUUGGGAAUUUAUUAUUUGUGCCAUAAGCACUAUCCAUUGACUAAGCAUACAUACUUGUAUAAUUUUAUUUUGUUUCAAACUCUUAUGUAUAUCUGUGUAUUAUUUUGACAUACCCAAUCAGGAUCAUAAAGGCGUACCCUAUGCUCUGUACAGAGCCGGAUGUAACCGGGUUUAAAGCCAGCCCUCGUUGUAUAGCACGCGCGGCAAUGUUUUUAUCGCGCGAAAAACUAUCGCUGUCCCGUUUUAUAUAUACAUAUAAUCACGUCUAUAUAUUAUCCCUUGCAGUGUAGAAAGAGCUUGAAAAGAUUGAUAGGCCACGUUCAGCUGUUUGUUUGUUUGUUUGUAAUAUCUUUUUUUUUUGUUUGUAAGUCUUUAUUGCAUAGAUAUUUACAGAGUAGGUAACAAGAAAAUAGUAAGUACAUAGGUAGUUAUAAAAGAAACAAAUCACUUGCAAUGGCGGACUUAUCCCAUGAAUCAUGAAUCCCAUCUGUUAAUGUUGAUCUCUUAAUCUUCUUGUUGCUGUUUGGCUUAAUGACAGAAUUGAGAUUCAAAUAGUGUUAGGUUGUCAGCCCAUCGCCUAAAAGAAUCCCAAGUCGCCUUUAACGACAUCCAUGGGAAAGAAAUGGAGUAGUUCUAUUCUUUUUUUAUUAGUGCCGUCGCGUUUCACAUCAUAAUAAAAAGCGAAACAGUGAUAGUUUUUCGAGCGUUAAAAACAUAGCGUGUACCACGCUACGGGUAAUGGCUGUAUGUGGUUAUAAUUAGGUACUUUGCGCCAUUGUCCUAGAAAUAUAGUAGUUAGACUGAUGUUAUUUUUUUUUAUUCUAUGUGUGAGUGAAAGAAAACCAAUUUUUUUUUUUGUACAGUAUAUUUUUUUUAUUGAACUUAUAAAAUGACGUGUUAAAACCUAGUGUAAUACCCAAGUGGAAUAAUUCUAAAAUUUUAUAUGUAUGCAAUGAUACUUAAUUUCAUUUGUUAAAUUAAUAAAUAUACAAGUUGAAACGUGUUUAA